Nymphaea colorata (pocket water lily) is the source of this 2913-nucleotide messenger RNA. RefSeq names its product probable methyltransferase PMT26. The record is from RefSeq and is a predicted model, not a curated record. Gene Ontology annotation, cellular component: endosome; cytoplasm; trans-Golgi network. Bases 195 to 2582 code for a protein of 795 amino acids. NCBI's taxonomy places the organism in Eukaryota, Viridiplantae, Streptophyta, Magnoliopsida, Nymphaeales, Nymphaeaceae. The transcript has 9 exons. Gene Ontology annotation, molecular function: methyltransferase activity.
UGACCUCAUCACUUCCUCCCACCAUCUAUAUAAAUAGCGAUUGCCGAAUAAGGAGCGAGGGGGGUUCUGUUUUUCUCGUCCUCUUUGUCCGCGUCGGCUCUCGAGAUCUAACACGUCGGAGCUCCGCCACCCGGAGGGCUUGGCAAGGUAGCUUUGGGUAAUUUUAUGAGUCUCUAAACUUUGUUGAUGCAAAAAUGGCUUUUGGGAAGAACCCUCGAACAGAUAGAAAGUCGACAUCCUAUUGUUCGACAGUGACACUGGUUGUCUUUGUGGCUCUAUGUCUAGUUGGUGUUUGGAUGAUGACAUCCUCGUCUAUUAUUCCAGUCCCAACUACUAGUGUGUCAACUGAAACGAAAUCAGAGCUAAAAGAACGCGUUCCAGAUACCUCACAAGCUUUUGAAGAUACUCCUGGGGAUCUUCCUUCAGAUGCAAUUCAAGGAGACAAUGGCAAUCCAUCUCAAGAAGAGAAGGCCCCAGAAGUAGAAGAAAAAGUUCAAGAGGAUCCAGUGCAGGAGACUCAAGAAAAGGAGAGCAAGAAAGAGAUACAAGAGUCUGAUGAGAGCACAGAUAAAGGAGAUGACCGGGAGAAGAUUCAAGAGCAAGAGGUUGAAGGUGGUGACCAACAACUACCUCAGACAGAGGAGAAACUUGAAGAAAAAUCUAAUGAGCCAGUCACAGAGGAGGAAAAAGUUGAAUUAAAGGACAAAGUGGAUGAGCAUAAUGAAGAGAAAGCACCUGAUCAGAGUGAUGAUUCCAAGAAGCAGUCUGAAAGUGAUGGUGCUGGUGGGCAAGAUAGUCCUGAUGAAACUCCUAAGGACGAAAAUCAAGAAUCUCCAUCUGAGGACAAGGUUAAAGAAAAGAGUCCAGGUGAGGUUCUCCCAGAUGCUGCACAAUCUGAAAUCUUGAACGAGACAAACAUACAAACUGGGACGUGGAAGACACAGGCUACAGAGUCAAAGAAUGAGAAUGAUGCACAAGGAGGGUCCGAUGGAUACAAAUGGAAACUUUGUAAUGUAACUGCUGGUCCUGAUUACAUUCCCUGUCUUGACAAUGAGCAAGCAAUUAAGCGUCUUCCAUCAACAAAACACUAUGAACAUAGGGAGAGGCAUUGUCCUGAUCCAGCCCCCACUUGCCUUGUUCCUCUCCCUGAAGGAUACAGAAGGCCAAUUGAGUGGCCUACAAGCAGGGACAAGAUAUGGUAUUCUAACGUUCCACACACCAAGCUUGCUCAAGUAAAAGGCCAUCAAAAUUGGGUAAAAGUUAGCGGAGAUCAUCUCAUCUUCCCUGGUGGUGGAACUCAAUUCAAGAAUGGGGCCCAGCAUUAUAUUGACUUUAUACAGGAGAUUAAGCCUGAUAUUGCAUGGGGAAAAAGGACUCGUGUGAUAUUGGAUGUAGGGUGUGGAGUUGCCAGUUUUGGGGGCUAUCUUUUUGACAAUGAUGUGCUUGCAAUGUCAUUUGCUCCCAAGGAUGAGCAUGAAGCUCAGGUGCAGUUUGCUCUUGAGCGGGGAAUUCCAGCAAUAUCAGCGGUUAUGGGCACCCAGAGGUUGCCAUUCCCAAGCAGGGUAUUUGAUGUUGUCCACUGUGCACGUUGUAGGGUUCCUUGGCACAUUGAAGGUGGAAUGCUUUUGCUUGAGUUGAAUCGGGUGUUACGUCCGGGUGGUUAUUUUGUAUGGUCUGCUACCCCAGUUUACCAAAACAAGAAGAAUGAAGAAGAUGCUGGGAUAUGGAAGGCCAUGAAGAAGCUAACAAAGGACAUGUGCUGGGAUCUUAAGAAAGUUGAGUAUGACAGAGUGAACCAAGUUGGUGCUGCAAUUUUUAAGAAGCCUACUUCUAAUGAUUGCUAUGAGAACAGACCUGUGAGUGAACCUCCAAUGUGCAAGGAAUCAGAUGAGCCAAAUGCAGCAUGGUAUGUUCCAUUGCAAGCAUGCAUGCACAAGGUGCCAGUGGCCUCAACAGAGCGAGGGUCAAAGUGGCCUGAAGAAUGGCCCCUUAGAUUGGAGAAUCCACCUUAUUGGCUGUCUACUCAAACUGGGGUUUAUGGCAAGGCUGCACCUGAGGAUUUCACUUCAGAUUAUGAACACUGGAAACGGGUUGUGUCCAAAUCGUACUUGAAGGGUCUGGGAAUCAACUGGUCAAGAAUCAGGAAUGUCAUGGACAUGAGAGCUGUGUAUGGAGGCUUUGCUGCUGCCCUGAAAGAUGUAAACUUGUGGGUUAUGAAUGUGGUGCCAGUUAACUCAGCAGACACACUUCCUAUCAUUUAUGAGCGUGGUCUUUUUGGCAUAUAUCAUGACUGGUGUGAAUCUUUCAACACCUAUCCCAGAAGCUACGACCUCCUUCAUGCAGAUCAUCUCUUCUCUAAAUUGAAGAAGUGCAGUGUCACUUCUGUUGUUGCUGAGGUUGACCGCAUAUUGAGGCCAGAGGGCACGUUCAUUGUUCGUGACAAUGUUGAGAUCAUCAAUCAGAUUAAGGAGUUGAUUAAAUCGAUGAAAUGGGAGGUCCGCAUGGCUUAUUCCCAGGAUAAAGAGGGCCUUCUCUGCGUCAAGAAAUCAAUGUGGAGGCCAGAAGACCGGUCUUCAAUGUAAUCUUCUUUUUUGCAGACUCCACCCAAAGGGAAAAGAAGGGGUUGGUCCAUUUUGUUCUUCACUAUUUCUUGGUUCUUUUCACGAAGGUUUUGUCUCCUCCCCUACGAAAUGUAAUAUUGUGUUCUGCAUUUAAUUUUGUGCUUUUCUUAUUUUCUAUAUGGUAAUGUUUUGUUGGUCAGCAGGAGGGAAAUUUUAGGGUUUCUGACUGUAAAAGUUAGCAAGUCUCUAAAUGUUGUCAUUCCCUAUCAGUUUGGGAGCUUAAAAACGAUUCUUGCAUAUUAGUGGUUACAUCACUGAUAGAUAUAAAAAGACAAAUCUCUCUCUCUCUCUC